Molecule: messenger RNA, 1463 nt
Organism: Passer montanus (Eurasian tree sparrow)
Lineage: Eukaryota; Metazoa; Chordata; Aves; Passeriformes; Passeridae
Gene: GET1
Product: guided entry of tail-anchored proteins factor 1
Exons: 5
Coding region: 43-555 (170 amino acids)
Biological process (GO): tail-anchored membrane protein insertion into ER membrane
Source: RefSeq, a predicted model, not a curated record
UUGGCCCGCGCGCCUCACGUGCCCGCGCGCGCCCCCGGGCCCAUGGCGGAGAGCGGCGCGUGGCUGCUGGUGCUCGGCGCCGUGCUCCUCUGCUCCGCGCUCAGGAUCCUGCUGCCCUCCUGCUCCUCCCUCAUAUCCAGGCUGUUGCAGAAGGAUGCAGAGCAGGAAUCCCAGAUGAGAGCUGAGAUCCAGACCAUGAAGCAGGAGCUUGCCACCAUCAGCAUGAUGGAUGAGUUUGCCAGAUAUGCCCGGCUGGAGAGGAAGAUCAACAAAAUGACUGACAAGCUCAAAACCCACGUGAAAGCACGAACUGCCCAAUUAGCCAAAAUAAAGUGGGUCAUAAACAUUGUAUUCUACAUAUUGCAGGCUGCCCUGAUGAUCUCUCUGAUCUGGAAGUACUACUCUGAGCCUGUCACCGUGCUUCCCAGCAAGUGGUUGGCUCCCCUGGAGCGCCUGGUGGCCUUCCCUACUGGAGUGGCAGGAGGUGUGGGAAUUACCUGCUGGCUCGUGGUCUGCAAUAAAGUUGUGGCUAUCAUGCUGCACCCCUUCAGCUGAAGGAAUCCCAGCAAUCCAUGCACUCCCCAGCUGCAUUUACAUAAUCACUGCUUUAAAUUAAUUUAAAAAAAAAAAGGGGACAGUUAUCUUUCAUGAGACAAGGUCUGAGACAAUCCUUGUUAUUCCAUUUGGAUAUCUGUCAGUCCUUUUGAUCCUUUUGAUUUCACUUCCCAGAGUUUGUCUUUCAUUUUGGAAAGAGCAGCAUUGCUGGUUAUAGAACCUCAUUUUGGGUUUAGUCAGGGCAGAACCAUAAGGUUUUGUCAUGGCCUGUUGUCACCAACAUGUAAAAGUGUUGGAUUUGUGGUUUUAAAUUGGAAAUGUGCUGGCUUUAGGAAUUCAUUUGGGAGCUUGGCUGUUUCUUUGCUGUAAGAGAUGGGACCAUGGUGCAGAGGGCAGAGAGAGGUUGUUUGCUUGGCUUGGGGAAAAGGAGUUUUCUUGUGGUUUUUUUACCCUAAAAUUGGAAUAUUCUUGAGCUCUCCUAAAAAAAUAGAUGAAUUAAAUCAAGAUUUUUAUCUCCUAAGAGGUUUAUUCAAUGAAGCAGAAGACAGUGCUGUUGCUGCAGGGGGAUGCUGAUUUAGCUUCCCACUCUGGAAUUCCCAGAGCAAUGAUCUCUUCUGCUGUUCCAGGGCCUUUUCCUCCCUGGAAGGAAGGAAGGGUCCAGUCCCCUCCAAAAUUGGCACUGCCUUUAAAAACCAGCUCAAAAUGUCAGGUUAUGUUGUGUAUAUAUAUAUAUGAAUUAAAUAUUUUUUUUGUUUGUUUAUUUGUUUCAAUGUUAAUUUAAAAAUUGGGAUUUUUGUAUUAGGAAUUGCAUUUAGCCUACAUGAAAGUAAAUAUCAAGGAAAAAAUGUUGUGAUUGAAUGUUAUGUAUAAUUGUGAUUUUAUUAAGGAAAUAAAGCUUUUCAACCCAG